Molecule: messenger RNA, 2313 nt
Organism: Symbiodinium necroappetens
Lineage: Eukaryota; Dinophyceae; Suessiales; Symbiodiniaceae
Source: the annotation of a GenBank genome assembly
AUGGCCAGGGCGUCUCUGGGGCUUCUUCUGCUCUUUUUGGGGAGAAGUUUGGGCCGAGGCUGCUGGGAUUCAGAAACCUUCGCCACGCCUAAGCAGAGCCACAGCGAGUGGCUGGCGGAGCUGAAAUCCUGGCGCGAAGGACAUUCAAAGAGAUAUCAGGCAGAUGCCUACAAAGAUCCUACCUUAACCUGGACUCGAACCUCUUACGUCCAACCGCAAAUCCACUUGUACGAUCGUUUUCUCUUCGAUGGGUCCUGGACGCCGGAACGGUACUUGGAUGAUUUGGAGCAUCGUUACGGUGGCAUCGACUCGGUGCUCAUUUGGCCCACCUACACGAACAUCGGGAUCGAUGAUCGGAACCAGUUCGACUACUUUCGAGCGGUGCCCGGUGGACUGAAGGCCUUGACGAACCUAACGGCCUCCUUCCACAAGCGGAAGGUGAAGGUUCUCUGGGCCUACAACCCCUGGGAUCAGGCGACGCGGGACGAGGGCCGGCACUGGGAUGUCCUGGCCACUCUCCUAAAAGCCACCGGAGGCGAUGGCUUCAACGGGGACACCAUGACAACGAUCCCUCUUGAGUUUUGGGAAGCCGGUGCAAAUCGUAACUUCACCUUCGCACUAGAGCCUGAAGGGGGCGGCGUCCCCUGCGAUGACGACUUUUCCAGCGCAGGAUGGACACCGCUCGGAUGGGGAUACUUUGGCCAGAAGCGAGCGGACCGCAUGACUAUGAAGUACGACUACGAGCCUGGUGUCGACAAGAUGAAGUGGCUCGAUCCCCGCGGCAGACAUUUGACCCAUGUCUGUGAUCGUUGGUCCAAGAGCCGCGCGGCCGCCAUACAGCUGGCCUUCUUCAAUGGAGAUGGCUACGAGUCAUGGGAAAACAUCUGGGGACUCUACAACCAGCUGACUGACAGAGACGCUGAGCUCCUCCGUCGAAGUGCCACCCUCCUUAGAUGGGCGGGCCAACGGAACCUGAGCCAUGACUUUGAUGAAUGGGUCCCUCACGCACCUGAGGCGACAGAUGCCUCCAAGGGCAUCUUUGCCUCGCGCUUUGAGAAGGCGAAGGAGGCCUUGUGGUUCCUGGUGAACAAAGGAAAAGAAGACGCUGAGAUCAAAGUGCGAAUACCCGAGCCCUACCUGGCCGAAGGCUUUGAGAUUUUCGACCUCUACCACGGAAAGAAGGUGAGCCCUGAGACGGAGGGUGUGGUGGAGCUGGGCAUCGAAGCUUCCGGGAUCUCGGCACUUCUCGCAACGCAAGAGCCGCCGCGGGCGCUCCUUGAGAGGAUGAGGAAGCUCUCCAGCACCCGCCUCGCAGAGUUUUCUGACCUUUGGCACGUUCUGCCACAGAAGAUGGACCCCAGGCCGUCUUCCAAGAUCUUUGAUUCCUCGAGCCCACCGCCAGAGAUGGUCUUGCUCCCCCGCAUGGAGUUCAACUUUUCGAGCAGCGGCACGGAGUUCGAGGGCGGCUGCGACCCGGCCGAGGACGACAACGAGAUCUGCUGCCGGGACGGCUGCGUGGAGCAUGGAGCUCCCAGCUGCCAGUGCGGCCUCGUGCAGUUGGAGUACUUCGGAGUCGACGUGCAAUUCCCAUGGGAAGACCGACCAGGACGGAAUCACAGAAAGGCUCUUGAUCUCGGCCCUGUUCUCCUUGAUCGCGAUUUGGUCACAAACGCUGACUAUCUCCGGUAUUUAAAUGCCAGUGGAUAUAGUCCUGUUGACAACUUCAAUUUCUUGAAGCACUGGCAGACUGGCAGGCCGAAGCCAGGCGAUGAGCAGAAACCGGUUGUGAACAUUGGCUUCGAAGAAGCAGAGAGGUACUGUCGCUUCUACGGAAAGAGGUUGCCUCACAGUUAUGAGUGGCAACUCGCCGCGCAGGGGCCGGAUGGAAGAAAAUAUCCUUGGGGUGAUCACUGGGAUCCUUCUGCCGUCCCCCCUCCCGGUCACGAUCCCGAAAGCAUUCGGAAACACGAGAAGGGCACGUCCGUCUUCGGUGUGCACGACUUGAUUGGAAACGUGUGGCAAUACACGGACUCCUUCCGGGAUGAGCACACAAGGGCCGUCCUGCUGAGGGGGUCCAGCCGUUACAACCCGCAAGUCUCGGAAGCCUUCCCCUCCCUUCAUCAGUCUGUGAACUGGUAUUUCCCUCCUGCUCGCGAGUUAAACAAGCACUCGAAGUACUUCCUCAUGAGUGAGAGCUACGAGCGUGCUGGGACACUUGGCUUCCGCUGUGCCGGAGACGUGGCCAACGGUGCACCUGCUCCAUAUCAUUACCGAAACGGUGAAGAGAACCACAAGGAAGUUCAGUUCGUUUGA